AUUUGAUUAGUGCGCAGGCGUGGGGAAGCGGGCCAGCCGUUGUUUCCGGUGGCGGGUCCCCGUAUGUGAAGCGCCCUCACGCCCCCCCCCGCCUCCGUUCUCCGCCCCUCUCCUCGAUCCCCGCCUGCACCAAGCUCCGGCCGCCCGUGGCGGAAAUGGUGGAUGGAGCGAGUGAGCCGCCGCACACUUUACAGCAGGACGCGACGAGAGCGUUAGCGGCCGGCCGCCGACUCCGGCUCCCCACAAGUUCCCCGGCGGCAGGACGCCGACUCUCUACAUGGCGGCCCAGCAAUUGCGCGGCACCGAGGUUUACUGCGACGCCAGCGGGGACUGCAACCAUGUCUCUGUCAAGAUCAAGAGCCGCAGCGGGAGUCAGCGGGAGCAGCAGGCGGCGGCGUCCGCUGCCUCUCCGCACCAAGGCCCCGGGCCCACAAAGUACAGCAUUUCGUCUAGUUGCAGCUCGGGCGAGUCGGUGAGGCCGGCGGCCCGCUGCCCCCGCCGCCGCCGCAAGUUCCCGCAGCUCUUCGAGCGGGCGUCGGGCAAGUGGUGGGACCCCGCCUUCGACUCCCGCAAGCUGGAGGACGCAUGUCUGGAGCGCUGCUUCCCGCAGACCCAGCGCCGCUUCAGGUACGCGCUACUCUACCUCAUGGUGGCCGCCUUGCUCUGGGCCAUCUACUUCGGCUGCGUCCUAGAGAAGGCAGCCCGAGGCCUGGCCGCCGCUUUCCUGGCGCCCACACUACUCUUCAUGUUGUGUUGUGCCGGCUUGCUGGCGGUCACCUUCAGCGGCCUUUACACGCGCCACUAUAUCCGCAUCUCACUGCUCUUCACACUACUAGUCUUCGCCCUGUCGCUCGCCACCCGCUUCCCAGGCGGGGGCUUGGGCUCGGGCGGUUGCGGCUGGAAUGAGAACCGGACUCGGGCUCCCUGCUGGACUCACUUGUCGCCUGUGGGGAGUUUCUCCAUCUCGGUGGAAAUGUUGCUUCUGUUGUACACCGUCAUGCCGCUGCCCCUCUACCUCUGUUUUCUCUUCGGCGUCUCCUAUUCGCUGCUCUUCGAACUGUUAGGUUAUCACCUGGGCAGCGCCGAGUGGCUACGGGUCCCGGGUUCCCAGCACCUGGUGCUCGAGGCCCUGGCUAAGUUCUUCCUACACGCUUGUGUGCAUGCUGUGGGCAUCCACCUGUUCACUAUGUCGCAGGUACGCUCCCGCACCACCUUCCUCAAGGUGGGCCAGUCCAUCAUGCACGGCAAGGACCUGGAGGUGGAGAAAGCCCUGAAGGAGCGCAUGAUUCACUCGGUGAUGCCCAGGAUGGUGGCAGACGAAUUGAUGAAACAGGGGGACGACGAGAGCGAUAACUCCUUCAAACGUUACUCAACAUCCAGCCCGAAGAGCAAGAAGAAAAAGACCUCCAUCCAAAGGGCACACCUCAUCUUCAGGCCUUUCACAAUGCAGCGCAUGGAGCCCGUUAGCAUACUCUUCGCCGAUAUUGUGGGUUUCACAAAGAUGAGCGCCAAUAAAUCGGCUCACCUGCUUGUCGGCCUCCUCAACGACCUGUUCGGACGUUUUGACCGCCUCUGCGAAGGCACGGGAUGCGAAAAGAUUAGUACCCUGGGAGACUGCUAUUAUUGCGUGGCCGGGUGCCCCGAACCCCGCACUGACCAUGCGUACUAUUGCAUUGAGAUGGGGUUGGGGAUGAUCCAAGCCAUCGAGCAAUUCUGCCAAGAGAAAAGGGAGAUGGUCAACAUGAGGGUCGGAGUGCACACGGGAACCGUUCUCUGUGGCAUUUUGGGAAUGAAACGCUUCAAGUUUGACGUUUGGUCUAAUGACGUGAAUUUGGCCAACCUGAUGGAACAGCUUGGGGUGGCUGGUAAGGUCCAUCUUUCAGAGAUUACAGCCAAGUACUUGGACGAACGUUAUCUGAAAGAAGAUGGAAAAGUGAUGGAAAGGGUUGGCUCCCAAAGUGUGGUGGCAGAUCAACUGAAAGGAUUGCAGACUUUCCUCAUUUCUGGAAGAAAGUUGGCCCAUUCUGUGUGUACCUGCACCCAACCGCUGGUACCUUGCCUUGCCAUGGGAGACUCCAGUUCCUUUGCAGUUCCCAAUCAACUCCAAGAUAUCACAAGUGAAGUUGCUGCUGAAGGGAUGCCACCUAGCAGCAUGGUGGGCAAAGCUAAGGUACCAUCAUCAGGACGAAGUCUAAAGGCCCAAAAUGGCCUGUUGAGUCCCCCUGAGGAAGAAAAGCUAAACAACAGCCAGACAUCACUGUUUGAGAUGCUACAAAGCGACAGGCAGCUAGAUGGACUGCUUCCACUACGCUCCAAGCAGAUCCGCGAAAAAACAGAUGCUCAGUUUGUCAGUGUCAUUAAAGAAGAUAGACUUAUGGAUGAAUACUUCUCCAAACCUCCCAUUAACAAAUUCAGCUUGAAUUUCUUGGAUUCAAGCCUGGAAAAAGCCUAUAGAGGCAGCUAUCAAGAUGAGGUUGUGAACAAUGCAUCAGAGAAGACGUUUGCCAGUGCCACUUUCAGUUCACUCCUUGAUGUCAUUCUCUCCACCAUAGUCUUCCUCUUUCUCUCCAUCACAUGUUUCAUGAAGCAGGGACUGUGUACAUCACCUUCGCAUGCCUCUGUUGUGGUUUUUGUCCUUGCGAUCCUGCUUCAAGUGCUUUCCUUGGUUAUCUCCAUCAGAAUGGCGUUUUACCUGGAUGAGGUGAUGCCAUGUACCAAAAGACCGAUGAGGGCAAUCUCAGGCUGGCUGCCUCGUCAUUUUGUUGGAGCCAUUCUCAUCUCUCUCCCUGCAGUUGCUGUGUUUUCCCAUUUCACUUGUGAAUUUAAAACCAAUGUAAAUGUUACCAUGUUCUUCUGUUGUGCAAUGAUCAUCACUUUCAUUCACUACUGUAACUUUUGUCAAUUGAGCUCCUGGAUGAGGUUUUCUUUGGCUACCAUUGUUGGUGUGUUGCUUCUAAUUCUACUCUACGUCACGCUAUGUCCUUCAAUCUCGCCUGAAGUCCAAUUUGACUCUCUUGAAUCAUUCGGAGAAGUGGGCUGCAAUGUCUCAAUGUCUACUUGGAGUUCAAAGAAUCUAGAACUGAUCCGAAAGGAAGUGAUUCUGGAUAUCGUCCUGUUGCUUUUGCUGGUCUGGUUCCUGAACCGGGAAUUUGAGGUCAGCUAUCGUCUGAAUUACCAUGGUAAUGUGGAGGCAGACCUUCAUCGCCACAAGAUACAGAGCAUGAAAGACCAGGCUGACUGGCUGCUUCAUAACAUCAUCCCUGCGCAUGUGGCUGAUCAACUCAAGGUCACUCCCCAUUACUCCAAAAACCAUGAAGAUGUGGGUGUUAUUUUUGCCAGCAUUGUUAAUUUCAGUGAGUUUUAUGAAGAGAAUUAUGAAGGGGGCAAGGAAUGCUACCGAGUGUUGAAUGAAUUGAUUGGAGAUUUUGAUGAAUUAUUGGGAAAGCCUCAAUACAACAGCAAUAUUGAAAAAAUUAAAACCAUUGGAGCUACCUACAUGGCAGCUUCUGGAUUAAAUCCAUCGCAGCGACGUGAUAGCAACCAUCCACACAGUCAUUUGCAGACUCUUUUUGAGUUUGCCAAAGAAAUGAUGAGGGUCGUGGAUGAGUUCAACAAAGAUAUGCUGUGGUUCAACUUUAAACUACGGAUUGGUUUCAAUCACGGACCCCUCACUGCAGGAGUUAUCGGCACGACAAAGCUUCUGUAUGACAUAUGGGGUGACACAGUGAACAUUGCUAGUAGGAUGGACACUACAGGAGUGGAAUGUAGGAUCCAGGUGAGUGAGGAGAGUUAUCGAAUAUUAAGCGAAAUGGGCUAUGACUUUGAUUAUCGGGGGACAGUGAAUGUCAAGGGCAAAGGUCAAAUGAAGACAUACUUGUACCCUAAAAGCACAAACAGUGGGAUCAUCCCAUCGCAUCAGCAUUCGGUGUCACCAGACAUCCGAGUGCAAGUGGACGGAAGCAUUGGGCGCUCUCCCACGGAUGAACUUGCUGGCCUUGUGCCUUCUGUGCAAAUCAUGGACAAAUCUGCUCAAUGCUCGGACAACUCUGAGGAUAAAGACUUGCUUUGUGCUCUACAGAAGGUAAAGACGAAGCAGGUAGAAGAGGCAUGCAGCAAAAUGGGUGACGAGGAUCCAGAGGAGAUGGAUGAACUGACAAAACUACAAAUUUCUACUUGUCUAUGAUGCAUCUUGUCAUAUCACAAAUCAGCCUCGUCGGUAGGAACCAGUUCACGUUGGUAGUGUCUGUGCGUGAAGUGAUUAUUCCUGGUUUUUAAUAUUUUCAUUUUAUAUCCUGAUUUCUGUGUUGAUCACAGUAACGCAGGAGGCAGCUCCAUUGCUAAUGUCUAUGCUGUUUAUGGAUAUCAAGUGCCUUUUGGGGAGGGGGGGAACUGAGGCCUAUGGAAAGAGGCUGCAGAAAGCAUGACUUAGAACCCUGCACAAUGCUUUGGUUAUAAUCUUCCAGUCUCUUUCCACACAUCAACCCAUCUCCCACCCAAAUGUCUCAUUCGGUUGGCUUGGUUUGCUGCUUCAUCUUUUCAUUCCUGUAGUCGUGUCACAUUUAUUCUGAGCCUCUGGGGAAUACUAAUGAUGAAUGCCAGCAGUGCACCAAGGGAUAUGAGGCAAAAGAAUCUGGUCAUGUGAAGCAUUAACAAACUUCAAAUCAGUCCUCACUUGCUGGUACUCCAAAGGGUCUGGAAAUUAAUAAGCUAUUUCAAACUUCGAGGCAAUGUUUUUCAUUUACCAUGCCCUCAUUGAAAACAGGCUAUUAACUAACUUUCUGAUAGUCACCCUUGUUUCCAGGGUAGGGAUAAUGCCUAAAAAGAAUUGGGUAAGUAGAAGUCUUAAGCCCAGGGUUGUUCAGAUCUGCAUGAAAAUAUGGCAGAUUAUGUAAAUCCAGUUUAUAAUACUAGAGGCUUGUUUUCAUUGUUUCCAAAGAAAUGUUCUCAUUAAAACACUCACAAUUCUUGAUUCCUUUAUCUGCCUUCAGUUCUGAAAAUCAGCCUUAUUUCAGGUUGGAGAUGAUAGGAGUUGCAAGUAUGAUAUGAGAUAGGACCAGUAACUGAACCAGCGGAGACUCUGUUCCCGGAUAUCUAUGGUCGUGGGUCUAUCUAUACUGUUCACCAGUUAAGCAGAUUGCUGCAGUAACAUGGCAUCUUCCAAUCUUCAGAUAAAAUUCCUGAACUAAGCAAUCUUCUAUCCCAAGGCUGUGAGGGUGAAACAUUCCCAGGAGUAGUGCUGUUUAAUAUAAUUGAAAUUGUCUGAAAUAUUCAGCAGGUCAGGCAGCAUCUGUAGAAAAAGUAACAAUGUUUUGGCUUGAAGACCCUUCGCCACCUUGAAAUUUUAUUUUUGUUAUUUUCACAGAUGCUAACUGAAUUGACCAUUUCUAGCUGUUUUGAUUGCAAAUUUUCAGCAUCUGCCGUGUUUUGAUUUUCAUUCAAGUUGUCUGCCCUUCCGAUCUUGUAUGGGAAACCUAUUGGUAGGGAAUUGAGGAUGGAAGUGAUAAUUUUCACAGUAAAAAUAAUGUAUUCAAAACUGGAAGACAAAAAUUAGCAUUUAAUGCUGUGUCAAUUUUUCAUUAUUAAAUGGUAUUGCUUAGCAGAAAUUGAUAACACCUCCCCGUCCUAAAUCGAAAGCUAGGACUGAAUGCAAAUUUUAUGCCAUUUCAUAAGAUCUGCAAAAUUGCCUGGAUCAGAAUAGAAUCGUCAAUUCAAUCUUUCCCCAACUAUUUUUCACUGCCAGCACUUCCUCUCUCAUUCCCACCACAAUUUUGACAUGUAUUUUUUUUAAGUGCUGAUUGUUUGUGUUCUUGAGUUGUGUUUUAAAACCCAGCAAUGAAAAUGUGUGGAAUAUAUUGGGAAAUGUAAGCCCUUCCUAAUGUUAUGUUGGAGGCCCCACUUGCCGCUGAUCGUGAGAUUCCUUAUAAAUUACUGACGACGCAUUCGCAUCUUUCAAACUUUGGAGUUAAUUUAAUUUAGGUAUUCCAAUCAAAUGAAUAUUGGGUUUGUUUUAACCCCCUGCGUACUUGGCAAACUACUCAAACCGAACACUAACAUCUGUUGAAAUUUACCUUGACCUGACUCUCUCUUCCCAAACUGGUUGAAGUGGAUAAUUAUUUCCUUACAAAAUCUAAUUAAAGCUAGUGUGUCAAGCAAUAUAAGCAAUAAUAUUAGAUAUAAGAAUAACAAAAUAGCAUUGAACAUAUGAGUUGUUGAAAUGCACUGCACUCUAAAUCUACAAAUCAGAUUAUGGAUUCGGUAGUUAUUUCAAUUUAUUCAUUGCUCGACAUAAAUAGGUCUCGUUUGGGACAAGACUGACAAAGUUUUAUACAACUUUCUAAUGCAUUCAGAAUCCAAGCUCAUUGAAGAAAUGUCUGAAACUGCUCUAAGAACAAGGUGUUCACUGGGGCAGUUUUGGUGUUUAACCAGUAUCAAGAGAAAUGUGUUCUGCAACUGCACAACAAUAAAUUCAUACAGUUGAAAUAAGUUACGUAUACUUUACUUUAAUGCCUCAUCAGCAAGAGGUGUACACAAGAUAAACCUUAAUCAAAUUGGACACUAAAAUGAUAGGAUGAGAGAUGUAUUGACAUCCCCCUUUAACAGAAGGAUUGUUUUGUCUCUAAUCAAAUGAAAUAUUUUUAAAUUCACUCACUCCAAGCAGCUUUGGCUCCAUUCAACAGGCUGGUAUUUUGCAACCAAUUAUCUAUAGCUCUACUAUCACUAAGGCAACUUCUCUGCACAUAAAUCUUCAGAUUUAAUAAAGUAUAUUAUUUCAGUGCAUCCUUGCUGAUGUAUAUGCAUUAAAAUAAAAUUAUAAGCAGAUUAAGUGUUCCUAAUUUAUUUGCAACUAAAUGGCUGCUAUAUAAUUUGAUUCCUCUCGUAAUAUUCAAUGGAGGAAUUUAAAUUUGGAUGAAAGCACUUGAGUACUUCUGCUGCAAACAAAAUUCUUGAGGCUGGAGGCAAGUCUUCACCUGUAAGCCCAAGAAAGGAGCCUGUGACCUGGCCCUGUGGAGUGUAGGAUCUUCAAGCUGUAAGUUGAGUGAGCUUUGUCAUUGUACUCAAAGUUGAAAGAUUAUUUUCAAAUGACACUAGGAUAGUGUCCGUUACUGCCAAUUGUCCACUAUAACCGAGUACGGUAUUAUUGUAUGUAAUUGAAACAAAACUGCAGAUGGUUAAUACACAAAAGAGACAGUGCUGGAGUAACUCAGCGGGUCAGGCAGUACCUCUGGAGAACGUGGAGGGGUGACGCCGGGACCCUUCUUCAGACUGAUUCAGUCUACUAAGUUACUUCAGCACGUUGUGUCGUAUCGUCUUAAAACCAGGCGGCGAUGCCGCUGGUCUCCCCCCGCGAGCCCUUCACCAGUUACCGCACAGUCCGAUUGAUGCGGCUCACAUUAUAGCCCCUGUCUGGAAUCUCGCUCUUCAUGCCGCUGCCAAUGACAAGACGAGCUUGGUCACCAUGGGGCUCCCUUCUCUCACCAGCUGCCACUUUGCCCGCUCCACCCUCCCGUCGUUUUGACCAGUCUGUCACUCCCUUCUCCACCACCUCCUUCUCCCCCACAGGUGCUGACAUCGUCCAAGGCAACGUACGUAACCGACCCCGGGUGAUAGAUGGGGGAGAGGAUGAUUGGAAAGAGUGACGGGAGGAUGACACAGCAGCGGUGGAGCGGGGAGCAGACUAAGCGACUGCCAUCUGGAAGAAGCAGCCGCUGGUGAGGGGAGGGAACCCCACAGUGACCGAAUGCGGCCUGUCGGUGGUGGUGAUCUGAAGAAAGCCAUGUCCCCAGGGGCUACAACAUGAGCCAUGUCAAUCAGACCUUACAGGUCAGAUCAAGGGCUUGCUCGUACACCUUGCAAGCCAGUGCUGGUGACGGAAGCCAGGGCUGUAAGUGGCUGGGGAGACGGUGAGAGCUGGGAAUGGCACCGGCCGGUCCAUCCACUUUAACCAAAAUCCGUUAUAUAAGGGUCCGUUAAAACGAGGGUUUACUGUACUUUAAAAUUGCUCUCACUUUAAAGACUGAUUAUUUCAAAUUAGAAAACAAGAUCAUGGUUAAAAACAGACUUUCCAUCGCUAAACGGUGAAAACACCCCCAUGGCCCCACUGCUAAGGUUAGUUUUCUGAUAUUUAAUUUCAAUUGCCACUUUUUUAAGUACUAUAGUGUUUCUUAAAUGGAGUUUGUUUAAAUUAUUUCUAAUGACUGCAGCUGCAAAGUCCUCUGCACCAAAGUAAAUUCUGCAGCACAGUUGAAUAGGAGUUGGCCAAGCUCAACAAUUUCCUCUGAACAUCGUGAUAUGAUGACCUUACAGGAAUAGAAAGGGUGGGGUGGGUGGGGGGAGGGUACUGUUGUGGUCCUGUCUUGGGUCAUCGGUGCUGUCUUGGAGUCACCUAAGCAUUUUGUAUUUGCUUUCGAGGCCAAUUUUAUAUUGGACCUCUAUAAUAUACAGAUGAUGAGUAUUUAUCUUGAAACUACUGCAAAUUCAUCAGAUGUUUUAAAAGUCUCUCACAGUGGAACCUUUCUAAAAUAAAGUGACUGACUUAAUUUAGGGAGCUGCUGUUCCACUUUUGUUCCCAAUUCUCCAGAACCACUGACUGUUUGCCCAAUGGAGAGAAUUGGCCAUCAUGGUGGGAAGACCUGUUGCCAUGUGCUGACAUGCCCUGUCACCUCCAUAGCCACAUGAUUGACAGCAGAGUUGGGGUGGGUGGGUUGGUGAUGGGUGAUCCGGUCUUGGGGCUGUUAUGUAUGCAGUCCUAUGGGCACUCAUUAAUUAUCCCUAUUGUACUAGGAGUUGUUGGUUUUACUUCUACCCCGCAAAACAUGUUUAUUGAACCACACUUGUCCACUUUGGUCACACACUGCCUCAAGAAAGACAUCACUAAGAAACCUUGUUUAUGAAAAUACAUAGCCAUGACUGAUCCCAAGGCGGGUCUGGGAGCACCAGACCAGUUGAAGCACAGUUGCUGUGACCCAUUAGCUGCUGCUGAAUAUAGUCUCAAUAAAUGGCAGUAAUGAAGGAGCAGAUCUCUGAACAACACUACAUUGUAACUGAGUUUGGUCUGAAGGGAUUGUGGGUCUCACACUCGUGGAAUGUUGUAUACUGCUCUGCAGUUGGUCUGGUUGUAAAUACAAUGCCUAUGCUUUGACAGACAAUGUAUGUGAAAUAUUAAGCUAUAUGUAUAUAGAUAAACAAUAUAUCUGAAUUAUUACUACCAAUCUGUAAUCAAUUGUAUAUUAAAUUCAAUUUACUGCGAAUAACAAUGACUUCACUGUAAAUGUUCACCGUACAUCUGCCAAUUGGAAUACAGUAUUCAUAAUAAAGUUUUACAUGAAUGGUG
Molecule: messenger RNA, 9331 nt
Organism: Amblyraja radiata (thorny skate)
Lineage: Eukaryota; Metazoa; Chordata; Chondrichthyes; Rajiformes; Rajidae
Gene: adcy9b
Product: adenylate cyclase 9b
Exons: 9
Coding region: 278-4183 (1301 amino acids)
Biological process (GO): intracellular signal transduction; adenylate cyclase-activating G protein-coupled receptor signaling pathway; cyclic nucleotide biosynthetic process
Cellular component (GO): plasma membrane
Molecular function (GO): adenylate cyclase activity
Source: RefSeq, a predicted model, not a curated record